AUGAGUGCAAACAAAGGAACCGCAGUUGGUAUCGACCUUGGGACAACAUACUCCUGUGUCGGUAUCUGGCAAAACGACAGAGUUGAGAUCAUUGCAAAUGAUCAGGGCAACAGAACAACGCCAUCGUAUGUUGCCUUCACGGACAGUGAGAGGCUGAUUGGUGAUGCAGCAAAGAACCAGAUUGCAAUGAAUGUGAAGAAUACCGUCUUUGAUGCAAAGAGACUGAUUGGAAGACGAUUCAGUGAUCCAGCAAUACAAGAGGAUAUGAAGCACUGGUCAUUCACUGUUGUCAAUGAUGGCAAUGACAAGCCGUUGAUUCAGGUGGAGUACAAGGGAGAGACAAAGAAGUUCACACCAGAGGAGAUCAGUUCGAUGGUGCUGACGAAGAUGAAGGAGACAGCAGAGGC
This is a messenger RNA of Entamoeba invadens IP1, 407 nucleotides long. Its product is annotated as heat shock protein, putative. The record is from RefSeq and is a predicted model, not a curated record. Gene Ontology annotation, molecular function: ATP hydrolysis activity; heat shock protein binding; ATP-dependent protein folding chaperone. Gene Ontology annotation, cellular component: cytoplasm. NCBI's taxonomy places the organism in Eukaryota, Evosea, Mastigamoebida, Endamoebidae. The annotation marks the transcript as partial. The transcript has a single exon. Gene Ontology annotation, biological process: cellular response to unfolded protein; protein refolding.